AUGGAAGAGGAAAAUGACACAAAAGUUAUUAAAAACUCGGAACCUAUUGAAAAUGGACAUGAACCUUCAUCUUCAAUUGUUUCAAUACCAAGCAGUAGUAAUAAUAUUGGACAUUUAAAUAUUAAUAAUAAUGUGGGAAGAGUAAGUGGCGAUGAUUCUAGCGACGAAGACCCAGCAGAAUAUUUACGCGAUUUACGUAGACGUGUUCAAUUUAGUGACAGAUCACAACGUGUUUUGGACGAUUCUGAUAAUUUACUUAAAUCAAUCAGAAAUAGAAGAGCCCCACCAAUACCCUCUCCUUUAGCUAAUUCUUCUUCAACUUCUGCUGUUGGAGGACUACAUUCUUCCUUUUCUUUGGAAAAGCGUCGAAAAAGUGGAGAUUCUACAAUACAGGAUAGAGCAGAAAGAACGUUUAUAAGAAGUAGAAGGUCUUUAAGUCCGGAUAAACAACAAUUAGGUGGAAUUGAAGAUGCUUCUACAAGUCGUUAUUUGUUAAACACGCCAAAAUUCCCUCGAAUUGACUUUGAUGAUUGGAUUACUGAAGAAUUAACAGAUAGGAAGCCGGCAUGGCAUCAAUUAGAGGAAAGUGUUAAAUCUUCAUAUAAUAAACCUAGAGCAACAGCAGAACGAAACAGGCAAUUAAAUGAAUAUCAAGACACCCAACUUAACCAUUUAGAAUUUAACCGUGCCCGUCGUCGACACCAAUCAACAGAUUUACCUUUCACUGAAUUAACACAUUUAGACUCCGAAAGUUUUUUGCCUAGAGCGCCUAGUUGGAUGGCUAACGAUGCUAUAGCCCCUAGGGGAAUGCCUAAAUUGAUAAAUUCUGCUGGAAGUGGUCCUUAUGCAGCACCUCAUUUAAGUAGAACACAAGGAAUUGAAAGGCCAGAAUUAACUCGAUAUAGCAAAAUUGCUGAUGAUAUAACAGGUAAUACAUGGAUAAUUAAAUUUGUGUUCCUCCUCCUUAUCCGUGGCCCUAUGGAUUCCAAAGGUUUUCAAUUUAUGUGCUUCCUUUAAGCCCAUGUGUUACAUACCAAGUUAAUCCUUUAUUUUUUUAAUUUAAUUUUUUAGCUCGCCUCUUAAAAACAUCAAUAUUGCCAGAACAUAUGAAAACAAUAACUAGUAAAGAAUUUAGAAGUGCUCCUUUCCCUUCUGCGGGAAGUUCAACAGAACAAUUCGCAACAGAAGAUGAAAUGCUGGUAAAGCUUUUUUAAGUAAAUAAACUGCCCGGUAAAAUUAAGAGAAAAAAAUAUAAUUUUUAUACCCAAUAAAAAUAAAUAAAAAAAGGAUUUUGGUUGGGAAUUUUUUGAAAAAUUGGGAAAUUUUUUGUCAUAGUUCUCCAAAAAUAAUUGAAAGGGUGUAUCGUUGGACAUAUUUAAAAUCAAAAAAAUUUUCUGCGGUUUUAACUAGGGUAGCACCCCGUUCCCCGAAACCCCGACCCUAACCCCGAAGGCUCUACCCCGGCAAACCCCGAUCCCCGACAUCCCGCCCCCGAAGGCUCGGGGUGCUACCUUAGUUUUAACAAUAAAUGGGAGGAAUUGUUAUCUUUGUCAUUUAAAAAUAAUUUUUUGUUUAAAAAUAAAAAUUUAAAUUUAAAAAACAUCAGCCCAAUCUUUUCUUUCAAAUCUUUUAAAAUAAUUUUUGUUCAAUUUUUCUUCACUCUUUACUCCUUACUUUUCCUUAAACUUUCAGAAUUUCUUCCCGUUUUUGUUUGAAAUAUUUACAAAAUUCUUCAAGUUUAUCCUCUUUCAAUUCUUUACCUUCACUAAAAUAAUUCUCAACUUCUUCACAUUUUUCUUCGGCAUUCAAUAUUUGUUUAAAAUUAUAUUCCUUUUCAAGCUUCUUUAUAUAUUUAUGCAAUUUCUAGAAAUUAUUUUAAAAUAUUCUUUUUAAGAAAUUUUCUGAUCAUAUCCGCAUAAACAAAUAUCGGAUAGGAUUGAGGGGCACUGUCUGUGGCACAACAAAAAUCUUAUACAGUAAGACCCCAGUUACUCAUUUAUAAAUUACCUAACUGGGAUCUUACAGUAUUCGAUUUUAGCUUUGUAUUUAUUAUAUUUACCCUAUCUAUACUUACAAACCAUUCUAUUAGAAUGGUUUGUCUAAUAGAAUGGCUAAAGCAAUUAUUAUUGUUGCCUAAGAUCAGCACUUUCGACUAAAAAUUUUUUCCUUCCCAACAUUCAAAAAUUCUUUUAUAUUUUUAAUAAAAAAAUAAAAAAAACCUUCAAUUUUCUUUUACUUAUCAAUUCGGCAAUGUUGCACAAAUCUCCAAAACCUACUUUUACCUCAUUCUCCUCUCCAACAUCUUCAGUUUUUCCAAAAUAUUUUUCAUAAAUUUCUUUAUAAAUUUCAAACUUCUCACCAUUACUACUAUUUAACUUUAAUUCAUUUAUUUCCUCCAAAAUUUUUUUCAAUCCUUUUUCUCUUUUUCGGUUACUUAAAACGGCAUAAGCAUCUGAUAAUUUGUAUACAAAGCCUAAUCUAUCUAUUUUUUCACCACCUAAAUUUAAUUAAUUUUUUUCAAUAA
Messenger RNA from Meloidogyne enterolobii, 2524 nucleotides. The record is from the annotation of a GenBank genome assembly. NCBI's taxonomy places the organism in Eukaryota, Metazoa, Nematoda, Chromadorea, Rhabditida, Meloidogynidae.